GUCAGAUGGCUACUGCGUCUGCGAUACAGAUAUAGACGUUUAGAAGGAGGGUAAUUCGUACAUUUUCGACCAGAACAAUUUGUAUAAAGAUAAGCUUACGCGGGGUACCGGGCCAUGCAACAGAGUCGCCCAAUAGCCAAUAAGAAUGCAAAGAUUUCUACUGGGAGACCGAUAGUAAAUGCGGCAUUUCCCUGGCGCUCCCAGUCGGACUUGUGUUGAGUGGAUCACCGCCUAGGUUGGGAUAACAGCUACUGACGUCUCCACAUAUCUUAGUCGAUCCGGUUCAUCUACGUUCGUCAAUUUAUGUGUCAAUUAGAAACGCAUGCAACUUGGUUGGUCAAUUUGGGGGAGGAUUGCGAGUAUUUAGGAAAAUAACAAUUUCCGUGCCACUGAAUUAACCAAAAUAACAAUCAGGAAUGGACGAGAAGUGUUUUACUAAGGAAAUCGAUUUAUGGAUCGAACAAAUCAACGACUGCAAACAGCUGUCAGAGAGCCAAGUAAAAACGCUUUGCGAAAAGGCGAAGGAAAUUUUGACCAAGGAAUCCAACGUGCAGGAGGUCCGAUGUCCUGUUACGGUGUGUGGAGACGUCCACGGCCAGUUCCACGACCUCAUGGAGCUCUUCAGAAUCGGAGGAAAGUCUCCAGACACAAACUACCUGUUCAUGGGAGACUACGUGGACCGAGGCUACUACUCUGUAGAAACUGUCACACUACUUGUAGCACUUAAGGUUAGGUACCGUGAACGCAUCACAAUCCUUCGGGGGAACCACGAAAGCAGACAGAUCACACAGGUGUACGGCUUCUAUGACGAGUGCUUAAGGAAGUACGGCAAUGCAAACGUAUGGAAAUACUUCACAGACCUCUUCGAUUACCUUCCUCUCACGGCCUUGGUAGAUACUCAGAUAUUCUGUCUUCACGGAGGCCUGUCUCCGUCCAUAGACACGUUGGAUCACAUCCGAGCGCUGGACCGUUUGCAGGAAGUGCCACACGAGGGCCCCAUGUGUGACCUGCUGUGGUCAGACCCAGAUGACCGUGGGGGCUGGGGCAUCUCCCCCAGGGGGGCCGGCUACACCUUUGGCCAGGAUAUAUCCGAGACAUUUAACCAUGCCAACCGCCUUACCCUGGUCUCCAGAGCUCACCAGCUGGUUAUGGAGGGUUACAACUGGUGCCAUGAGCGAAACGUGGUAACUAUAUUCAGUGCACCAAAUUACUGUUACCGUUGUGGUAACCAGGCAUCUAUCAUGGAACUCGACGACACCCUGAAAUACUCCUUCCUGCAGUUUGACCCUGCGCCUCGUAGAGGGGAACCCCAUGUCACCCGUCGCACCCCGGACUACUUCCUGUAAAACCUCACCACUUGUACAGGAUUGCCAUGAUUUAUGAAAGUACCUUCAGCAUCCAAACCCAUGGGAGAGGGGGCCAGGGUCGGGCGACACAGCAAAACAUCAAUGUACAUAAUUGUAUUCACACCACUAUUUAAGCAUUCACAAAACAUCUGUACAUGGACCAAAAAGUGUUAAAAAUUCUCCAAGGACUCCAAUUCCUUACUCCUCUAGCUCUACUCCCCCGUUUCCAUUCUCAAGGUUAGUGUAACGGAUGUGAAACGCCUAGCUUAGUUAGCGGGGCGCGCUAAAUAUCGUUUCAAUCGGUGACGUCACUUGCUCUGAGACCUUGAAGUAGUAGUUCCCUUUGCUUUGCAAGGGCCGCUGCUUUUGUGGAGCGAUGGGUAACGAUGCUUCGUGGGUGACUGUUGUUGAUGUGUGCAGAGGGUCCCUGGUUCGCACCCGGGUAUGGGCGAGGGGACGGUCUUAAGUUAUACUGUUAGCACAGUAACCAAGUUUUGUUAAUUGAAACAUUUUCAAUCCAAUGCACCGAUGCUGAUUUUGUGAAUCUGCACCUUUUUCAGUAUUUAUUUAUUUAUUUUUAAACCUGUUUGCACUAAAAAAAAGGUUUAAUGUCCAAUGGAGAUGUUAUCUAUCAAAUCACCAGGCAGGUCAAAACUCUGAAAUUUUAGGCAGCCUUUUCUAAUGGCUCUUACACUAAAAAUGGCAUUAUCAUUUAUUACAACCUCAUAGUGUGAAAAUGUAUAUAAAGCACAGGAAAAUCACUUUUGACCGGACUGGGCCUUUGUGUUUUUACAAGUCAGAAGAUGGCUGUUAAACUCUAUGAAGAGUUUUUUUUUUUGUCUUAAAAAUAAAUAAAUCUAGUCACCAGGUUUUUGCUGGGUUAAACAUAUGCCCUUCCAAUUGUGUGUGUGUGGGCAGACAGAUCAAGAAAUUCCAUUGGAAACAGUCACACACUAAAUCAUGAGGAGUGAGUUUGUAUUGAGGGAUCCUGUUGAAUAAAGAAACAAGUUGCUCCUUGA
Molecule: messenger RNA, 2365 nt
Organism: Oncorhynchus gorbuscha (pink salmon)
Lineage: Eukaryota; Metazoa; Chordata; Actinopteri; Salmoniformes; Salmonidae
Product: serine/threonine-protein phosphatase 2A catalytic subunit alpha isoform-like
Exons: 7
Coding region: 417-1346 (309 amino acids)
Biological process (GO): peptidyl-serine dephosphorylation; mitotic cell cycle
Cellular component (GO): cytosol
Molecular function (GO): protein serine/threonine phosphatase activity
Source: RefSeq, a predicted model, not a curated record